GGUUAUUGCUAGUCUGGCCAAUAAAUAGCUGUCUGGCCUGGGUCUCUGGCUCACACUAAUUCUGUUUCUGGACACGCUGAGCACUGCAGAACUGACUGCAGACAGAACAGAGCAUCAAGUAUGCAGCAGCCACGGCUCGUUGGCUUCCUGGCCCUGAUUCUUGGUUGCUUGCUCCAGACCCAGGCUGAAGUGCCGGUUCAGCCCGACUUCCAGCAAAAUCAGUUCUUAGGGACAUGGUACAGCAUUGGCCUGGCCUCCAGUUCCAGAUGGUUUAAGGAGAAGAAGUCGGUGAUGAAGAUGUGCACCACGGUGGUCAUGCCCACAGAAGAUGGAAACCUGAAUGUCACCUCCACCUACCCCAAGCUCGAUAGAUGCGAGACAAAAAAGAGCCUUUUUGUUCUGACUGACCAGCCAGGCCGAUUCAGCUACACCAGCCCAUGGUCUGGAAGCAAACAUGAAGUUCGAGUGGUGGAGACCAACUACGAUGAGUAUGCAUUGCUUCAUGCCAAGAAAGCCAAGGGAGCAGAGACCUCCACAAUGGUGACCCUGUAUGGUAGGCGCAAGGAACUGAGUCAGGAGUUGGUGGAGAAAUUCACUCGGUUUGCCUUGGAGCAAGGACUCACCCAGGAGAGCAUCCUCAUCUUACCCCGGACUAAUCUGUGCAUGGAAGAAUCUGCGUAGAAAGAACUGUUUAAGUUAAAAGCCUUCCCCACAUCUCUCAUGGUUUGACAAGGCAAGCUUUGUGUUGCGGGAGAAAGAGCUUUGCGGAUCCACCAUUCUGGACUUCUUCCAUGAUGAAAGCAGCAACCUUUGCUGUCAGCCCUGACACCCCACCCCCCCUCUCUCAGCCCCUUAUGUGUAUUGUCCUCUCUUGAUUAAAAAGUAUAUCAUAA
Molecule: messenger RNA, 893 nt
Organism: Sphaerodactylus townsendi
Lineage: Eukaryota; Metazoa; Chordata; Lepidosauria; Squamata; Sphaerodactylidae
Product: lipocalin-like
Exons: 8
Coding region: 121-681 (186 amino acids)
Molecular function (GO): small molecule binding
Source: RefSeq, a predicted model, not a curated record